AAGACGCCGCCCAAAACGGAAUCUCCAGUUUAGGGCAGGUCAAAUGGCAUGACCGUCAUAUCCGAGUCGACAUUCAGAUCUGAACCGAUGAAGGACCGAAAUAUUUCAAGCAAAAACAGGCGAUACUUGGAACUGGGCACAGGGUAUCCUCACCCCCCUCCGUCCAAGGUUUCACCAACUCGACUACGAUUCGAUCAUGACUCUGUCUUCUGAAACGUCUCAAAGUGUCCAAAACAAACCGGCUAUUUGCCGAUUAAAAUAAAUACGUACCAACAUCCCAACAUCUCUCUUACUUACAUACAAUGUCCCCAACUGCUACCCAACUCAAAGACGAGGGAAACAAACUGUUUUCCCAAAGGAACUUUUCAGGUGCUAUCCUAAAGUACGCUGAAGCAAUCGUGGCAGAUGAAAAUAAUGCUGUCUUGUACGCGAAUCGAGCGGCGUGCUAUUUGAAUACAAAAGAAUAUCUCAACGCGGUCAGCGAUGCCAAACAAGCCAUCACCAUCGACCCAAAAUAUGCAAAAGCCUAUGCUCGGCUUGCGACUGCUCAUGACAUGCUUUCGGAGUAUUGGCAAAGCGUUGAAGAUUGGCAAAAAGCGCUAGACGCCCUUCCCACAGAGAAUCCAACCGACGCUGAAAUCAAGCAGCGUGAGCAGUACCAGGCUGGUCUCAAAACUUCCCAGGCUGCUUUGGAAAAGUUAAUGGCUCAACCGGAUCGACACUUUGCGUUGCCAGCGCGUGAAACCUCUCAACUUCCUUGGGUCGCCGCGGAGGCACUCCUCCCACGGUUGGCUGUAGAAGGAAACUAUAAUAGCAGUGCUUGGAUCAUUUGUACUGCUGCAAAGGAAUUUAUCGAUGGUGUUAACAAGAUGAAGACCACGACGAAAGUUGGCGCAGCCUUAGUGGGACACUUGGGUGUCAUUGCUUCUAUCAGUAAUGCCGUCCUCGCAGAUAAUAGAGCAUUUCAUAUUUCAGACCCCCGGUUUGUAUCCAUGUAUAACCUGCAAGUACAACAUGAAGCGACAAAUCACGGAGCAUGGACUGAUGCAGGACCCGCUCAGAUUAAAAAAGAAGUGCAUGCGCGGUUGCAGACAGGUGGAUGGAACAGUGUCCGUCCUGCAAUCAGCGUCUCAAUCCGCUGCCUGAUUAUGAGAGCAUUCUUGGAAGGCAGCCUUAGAGGUCUUCAUAAUCUCGAGCUAGAAUUCCUAACCACCGUUCUUGAGAUCUUAGAAUGGGGUCGUGAGGUCUUCCGUGAUGUUCCCAGGGAGGAACGCGGCACAGUGUUUGAUCUGACCUUUGUGCGCGGGGUUCGGAACAUGCAUCUUCACGCACUAAUGGAGACGUACGCUACAAACCCUUCUGGUAACGAACAAUACCUGGAAGAACUGUUGAAACGAGCCAAUGAUCUCAUACGCGAAGUUGAUGAAAAUCCGCCUCCUGAAUCACUGCGAACUACCAAUCCAGGAUUCAAGCUUGCAUACUAUGAUUAUUGUAAAGGACAUGCCCUCGCGAUGAAAGGAUUCUAUUACAAUAAAGUCGGAAACUCCCUCGCUUCCAAGGAUAGGAGCAAAGGAAUUCAAGCGUAUAGCGCCGCUGGGCACGCCUAUCUUGCCGCGGCGGAAUGCUUCCCACCUGACGACGAGUGCUACAGCUGGUUCUUGCAUUGCGCCAUUCAGGCUAUGUGGGGAUGCGGUACUCCCGUUUGUGUUCAACUGGAAGCGAUGGAGAAGCUGCGGAAAUCGCUCCCUGAGAUGAAAAAAAUCUGGUCAUGCUCUCAGAUGAGUAAGGGCGGGACCAUUGAGCUUUGCGAAAGCAUGAUAAAGACGGAGACGAGCCUCCGAGAUAUGGUUGCUAAAGGAGAGGUAUCAUUGGAUGAUUGCGUUAGUCCUCAGGAACUCUAGAACGAGGCAUACACCAAAAAAAGGUUGUUCAUCAAUCUAUAAUUGUAUAAUAACAUUUUGUCUAGUAGUUUAGUGUACAUGCACGCGUUUUGUGCUUUUCUUGUAUAUAUAUGUACGUAUUCAUGAUCAUGAUAUAGUUUCCGACAUUGACCGUUGAACA
Desarmillaria tabescens is the source of this 2061-nucleotide messenger RNA. RefSeq lists its product as uncharacterized. Gene Ontology annotation, cellular component: TRC complex; membrane. The transcript has 14 exons. Bases 303 to 1901 code for a protein of 532 amino acids. NCBI's taxonomy places the organism in Eukaryota, Fungi, Basidiomycota, Agaricomycetes, Agaricales, Physalacriaceae. The record is from RefSeq and is a predicted model, not a curated record. Gene Ontology annotation, molecular function: protein binding; molecular adaptor activity. Gene Ontology annotation, biological process: post-translational protein targeting to endoplasmic reticulum membrane.